AAAAGUGCCUUGAGGAGCCCUAAAAACAGAGAGAGCGAGGGUUUGGCGCGCGUGUGGCUUGGUUGUGAUCUUGCUGGAAGAAUUAAAAUGCCGAAGGACGUAACUACUUUAGAACCAGCUGACGAUUUAGUUGAGAAUACCGAGCUCGUUCUCUUUCACGCCAAGGAAUGCUAUGUCUACUUGAUACCUCCGAGACGAUCCGCUGCUUCUUACAGAGCAGACGAGUGGGAUGUCAACAAGUGGGCUUGGGAAGGAGCUAUGAAAAUUUGCAGCAAGGGUGAAGAGUGCACCAUAAGACUAGAAGAUAAAACUUCAGGAGAACUCUAUGCGCAGGCGUCCGUGCGCAAGGACGAGCCUUUGCCUAUUGAGCGUGUCAUCGACAGCAGCAGGUACUUUGUGCUGCGGAUAGAGGACAACUCCAGUGGGAAGUCUCGGCACGCGUUCAUCGGGAUAGGAUUCAGAGAGAGGCCACAAGCCUACGAUUUUGAAGCUGCUCUUUAUGAUCAUGUGAACUACUUGAACAAGAAGAAGCAAGCGGAAGAAUUGGAACAAGAAUACCAGACCAAGCCCGCGGUUGAUUACAGUUUGAAGAGCGGCGAAACGAUCCGCUUGUCUUUGAAAAAGCCGAGCGGCGAAGCUGCAGGAAAGUCCACAUUCACGGAUGCGCAAUCUCUGAAAUCCUCCGAGGCUCCAACUGGUUGGCCAUCUUUUCCACUGGGCCCUUCAGAAUCUCUGACAAACGAUGAUACUAAAGCAAGUAGCCUAGAGAACACUGUAAGUGAAUGUGAGGACGAGUUUGGAGAUUUUCAAACUGCUUAAGGGAGUACCAUCUCUUUCAAUCCGUC
Selaginella moellendorffii is the source of this 845-nucleotide messenger RNA. RefSeq names its product adaptin ear-binding coat-associated protein 1. Gene Ontology annotation, biological process: endocytosis. The record is from RefSeq and is a predicted model, not a curated record. Bases 88 to 819 code for a protein of 243 amino acids. Gene Ontology annotation, cellular component: membrane; clathrin vesicle coat. The transcript has 8 exons. Lineage: Eukaryota; Viridiplantae; Streptophyta; Lycopodiopsida; Selaginellales; Selaginellaceae.